AUGGGCAUACUUAAUGAAGAAGAAGAAAAGCUUCUAACCCCAUGUCUCCCUUUGCUCUCUCUCAAUCACGUCUCUUUCGUAUGCAAAUCGGUGGCAGAUUCUGCUAAUUUCUACCAAGAGGUUCUGGGAUUUGUUCUCAUCAAGAGACCAACGUCGUUCGAUUUCGAAGGUUCAUGGUUGUUCAAUUAUGGGAUCGGCAUACAUUUGCUACAGUCCAAUGACAUACGUAAAAGACCACCGUUUAUCAAUCCAAAAGACAACCACAUCUCAUUCCAGUGUACGGACAUGGAGCUGGUGAAGAGAAAGCUGGCUGAAAUGGGAAUGGAGUAUGUGAGUGGAGUGGUUGAGGAGGGUGGGAUAAAGCUGGACCACCUCUUCUUUCAUGACCCAGAUGGCUACAUGAUAGAAAUCUGCAAUUGCGACAACCUGCCUGUUUUACCUUUCUCGUCACGCCCUCUCAAGCCAUCUUACAUGGCCUCCAUCAAUGGAAACUCAGGUUUGGAGAAAAGGAUGAUGGAAGCUUUGGCAACUGAUAUGAUUCAUAUCACAUUGUAA
Messenger RNA from Magnolia sinica, 555 nucleotides. RefSeq names its product glyoxylase I 4-like. The transcript has 4 exons. NCBI's taxonomy places the organism in Eukaryota, Viridiplantae, Streptophyta, Magnoliopsida, Magnoliales, Magnoliaceae. Bases 1 to 555 code for a protein of 184 amino acids. The record is from RefSeq and is a predicted model, not a curated record.